CGAAUAGAAGUCAAUCAUGAAUACCGUAGGUCUGAUAGUGAAUUUCCUUGUAGCGACGUGGGUAAAUAUCAUCACAGGAGCCCCUCUUCUUGUCACUAUUCGAAAUGGAACGCUGGAGGGUACAACCAUGCAAACCAGAAAGGGGCGAGAGAUUGCAGCCUUCAAGAAUAUUCCAUACGCCCUUCCACCUAUAGGAAACCUGAGAUUUGAGCCACCUCAACCAGCGCGAGCAUGGAGCGGAGUGCGAUCCGCCAGUGAAGACGUUCCCGUCUGCUUUCAAGCGAAAAAUGAAAUAUUCAACGUGGAUGGCAAUUAUAGGAUGACUGAAGACUGUCUCUAUCUGAACGUUUAUACAGUAAAAAAACACCAUCUUAAAAAUUUACCGAAGAAGUACCCAGUGAUGGUUUGGAUUCACGGUGGUGGAUUCUACUCCGGUACGAGUCACUCUAGGCUCUACAGUCCCAAGUUUCUUCUUGAUCAUGAUAUUGUUUUGGUGACAAUGAAUUAUAGGGUGGAGGCUUUCGGUUUCCUUAGUACUGUGGACAGCACCGCUUAUGGUAAUCAAGGCUUGAAGGAUCAAGUACAGUCGUUGAGAUGGGUGCAAGAGAAUAUUGCAGUCUUCGGAGGCGACCCAGAUAACGUAACAAUUUUCGGUGAAAGUGCUGGUGCAGUUAGCGUGCAUCAUCUCAUUAUGAGUCCGCUCACGCGAGGAUUAUUCCAUCGGGCUAUUUCUCAAAGUGGAACUAGUCUCAGCCCUUGGGCAAUGUAUACACAGAAAACUGCGAAGGAACGAGCUUUCAAGCUUGCUGCCGAACUUGAUUGUAAAAGCGGCGAUACAAGGGAGGUGGUGAGCUGCCUUCGGACGAAGGAUGCUGAGGCCAUCAUCAACGUUUCUCAAAGAUGGCUGUUAGCAGAGUCCCUCCUGCAACCACACUUCAAACCUGUGGUGGAACCAUAUCAUCAAGGGGCAUUUUUGGUAGAGGAUCCUAUUGAAACUUUGAGGGGCGGUCGAGCGGCCGAUAUUCCUUGGCUGAAUGGGAUCAAUGCCAACGAGGGUUCUCUGGCUGUAGCACCUCUCUUUGGACUUGAUGAUUCAAAUGCUGUGCCUUUCGUCGAUCAACAAUUUUCUGCAAUCAUUCCAUACAUGCUGAUAUUUGACGAAAGUUGUUCGCAGGAACAGCAGCAGAUCGUAGCAGCUAAACUACGACAGUUCUACUUUGGGAAACAACGUAUUAACGAACUUACGAGAUUUAAUUUGAUUGAUAUGGAUUCAGACGCUUACUUCAUAUAUGGCCAUAGUGUUUCUGUGAGGGAGAGUAUCAAGUACUUCAAAAGCCCGAUCUAUUACUACUAUUUCCAAUACAAGAGUAGUUGGUCAUGGUCUAAACUACUCGGUGAUCCCGUUAGAGACUAUGGGGUUUGUCAUGCUGAUGAUCUUCAAUACUUUUUUCCAAUUCGUGAAGUCAAAGCUCCAAGUCCAUAUUCUGAAGAAGAUUAUGCAAUGAUAGACGUUAUGACAACAAUGUGGUAUAACUUUGCAAGCACUGGAAAUCCGACGCCGGUCAAUGGAGGUUUCCCAGCCCUUUGGAAGCCUAUGCAUUCGGGUUCUAUCGAUCAACUAGUUAUUGAGAGCCCUACGAGUAUGAGGAUGGCCCAAAAUCUACAUAAGGGUAGUUUCCAAUUCUGGGACAGCCUGCCGUGUCCCGCAGGACUCGCACCAGAAACCAAACGUGGGCCAGCGUAGUCCCUUAUGUAUUAAUGAUGUUGAUUGUCUAUUAUUUUACAAUUCUUUCGAAAGAUCUCAUCUAGAAUAGUUAUGAUGACGAUAUGUGGUUUUCUUUAAAUGAUUACCUCAAGUCAAGAUGAAAGAAUCUUUAUAUAAACGAUAAGUGAUGAAAUGUUUGAUGAUGCAUCAUACAUAUUUCCAUAGGAUAGACGUAAGCUGAUACUCAUUUGUUAUAAGAGAAAAAAAAGAUAUUAUGGGAUCCAUUAAUCGUACUUCCUAAUUAUAAAUGUGAUGUAAAUACCGUACUAAUUGCAUUGUUCUGUAUUCAAUGUAUUGUGACAACAACUACCUUAUAGUCAUUGAUGUAUUAAUACAUGAGACAAUGAUAAUUUGCUAUGUAUAUAGGAAAGUGAAAUACAGAGAAAGAAGAAUAUUUCUCCAAAAAUAAAAAGAGUUA
Diachasma alloeum is the source of this 2183-nucleotide messenger RNA. RefSeq names its product venom carboxylesterase-6. The transcript is spliced from 7 exons. Bases 17 to 1744 code for a protein of 575 amino acids. NCBI's taxonomy places the organism in Eukaryota, Metazoa, Arthropoda, Insecta, Hymenoptera, Braconidae. The record is from RefSeq and is a predicted model, not a curated record.